Messenger RNA from Babesia sp. Xinjiang, 480 nucleotides. Its product is annotated as UDP-N-acetylglucosamine transferase subunit ALG13 -like protein. NCBI's taxonomy places the organism in Eukaryota, Apicomplexa, Aconoidasida, Piroplasmida, Babesiidae. The coding region runs from base 1 to 480 and encodes 159 amino acids. The record is from RefSeq and is a predicted model, not a curated record. Gene Ontology annotation, biological process: dolichol-linked oligosaccharide biosynthetic process. The transcript has a single exon. Gene Ontology annotation, molecular function: hexosyltransferase activity.
AUGGUUAAGCAGGUACUUGUUACCGUUGGAACCACCAGCUUUGACGACCUCAUCCUGGCUGUAGACAACAUCGAGUUGCAACUGGAACUCAAGAGACUCGGAUACACAGAUAUAUGUUACCAGAUAGGAGCAUCGGCUUUAGAAAUUAAAAAUAAAAUUUUAAAUACAAAAGUAUUAAGGUUUGAACAAGAUUUUGAUAACGUGAUACAAAGAAGCGAACUCAUCAUAUCGCAUAUGGGAGCAGGGACUAUAAUAGAUGUCUUCCGCUUACGUAAAAAGGCAAUAUUCGUACCAAACCGAAAAGUAGCUGCCGAUCAUCAGAUGCAACUCUUCAGGGUUAUGGACGAAAGAUACAGAGCAACACUGGACAAUCUCAAGGACAAGUUGAAGACGGCAACAGAAACCACGGGACCCUUCUUCAACAGGAUAUUGCCACCAGGGCCGCUAAAUGAGGUAAUAGAAGACACUUUAUCACAAUGA